Messenger RNA from Bradysia coprophila, 2344 nucleotides. It is a transcript of the gene exex, whose product is annotated as motor neuron and pancreas homeobox extra-extra. Gene Ontology annotation, biological process: regulation of DNA-templated transcription; neuron projection morphogenesis; central nervous system development. The record is from RefSeq and is a predicted model, not a curated record. Gene Ontology annotation, molecular function: sequence-specific double-stranded DNA binding; DNA-binding transcription factor activity, RNA polymerase II-specific. NCBI's taxonomy places the organism in Eukaryota, Metazoa, Arthropoda, Insecta, Diptera, Sciaridae. Gene Ontology annotation, cellular component: nucleus.
UACAAACAGUUCUAAUCGCGAUUUCGAGGCACACGGUUGUCGUCAUUAAAAGUUUAUCGGUUUAUGUCUCUGUUUAUGUGGUGUAUACACUUCUCACGGAUAAUUUGUUUACGACAGUUACAGAGUUAUAGUUGCGUCAUGUUUAUGUUGUGAAUGAAUUGAGUAUAUUAUAGUUAAACACGGCGCACUGAUUAUAACAUGCGACAUUAUAACAUUAUUCAAUACUCUUGAUCGAAUUAGAGUAUAAUGUUAAGUGCACAAAUGACACGAUCUAUAACCAAUUUUUUAGCUCCAAGUGCUCAAUUUAAAACAAGUGAUCAUCCAACAUUGACGAAUCGUUUAAGUACCAGUUUCUAUCUAACCGAUAAAUCGGAAGCGAUGCCACACCGUUCGGAAUAUAAUAGUUCAAUCGAAAAUAAUUCAUCGCCCAUCAAUUGCCAUUCGCCCCAUUCGCAGGAAGCUAUGUCACCGUCGGCAGAAAAAAUCACCUCCAAUGGAUAUUCACACAGUAAAGAGAUUUAUCAACACAAUCAUUUCACAUCUAGUCCACCACCACGGAAAUCGUUUUGUAUAGAUGCGCUACUGUCGGAAAACCAAUCGGGCUUGUGCGGUGACAUAAAUGCUGACCGAUCAAUACACGCAAACGAUUGUAUGACCGACGAGGAAGCACUGAAAAGAUUCAGUGAAGAUAGGAAAGAUUUGACACCUAGUCCCGACGAUGCAAUGUCAAGGUCCGAAUCACCAUCAUCACAAAGAUCAAGUCCACCGAUAAGUCCAGGAUGCGAAGAUCAAAUAUUAGAUUUACCACCUCACCUGCAAGACCCAUUCAAAAAACCAAUGCCUCCAUUCCGACAACAAGAUUUUCAACACUUCUACAGCGGAUAUCCCUACCAUUUAAUACAACACGGUGGAUCGGCGUUUCACAGACCUAUGGAUGCGUCCGGAAAACCAUUACCUAUUCACAUGUCGCAUGGAUUUGUACCACCCCAUCUAUCUCUGGAAAUCUUAGCGAAGGCUGGUAUGUUUCAUCCGCAAUUACCAAACCUAGCAGGUAUGCAACAUAUGCAACACGCAAUGCUGGGCAAAACUAGACGACCGCGAACUGCAUUUACAUCGCAACAACUUUUAGAAUUAGAAAAGCAAUUUAAACAGAGCAAAUACUUGUCACGACCGAAACGAUUUGAAGUCGCAAGUUGUCUACAUCUAUCCGAAACACAGGUUAAAAUUUGGUUCCAAAAUCGUCGCAUGAAGUGGAAACGAUCAAAGAAAGCUCAACAAGAGGCCAAAGAAAAGAAAUCGUCGACAUCAUCGUCAUCGUCGUCGUCUGCAUCAAUAACAGCUUCAGUUAUAGCACCGUCCGUUCCGGUUGAUGUUUCCCUGCAUAAAGGCGAUCCCACCCAUCACAUAGAAAGCGGUGCCAAUUGUAACGGUUUACCGAAAAACCUGACCAAUCUUGACCAACAUCGACAUAAUGUGAAUUUAAUGCCAAAUAUGAAUGAUUACAGUAAUUUGGACGAGAAUGUUAACAAUAAUGGCAUCAUGAGACGACCAUUAUUCAUUCCGGAUGGCGGACAGAAUGGCGAUAUGUUUAGACCGUAUGUAGUUUAGAAGAUCUGGGAUGUUUGUGUUGGGAAGGAAAAAGCAAAAAAAACGAAAUUUUAUUCCGGAGAAAGUCUUUAAAAUGAUCUUGACAAUGAUAAAGAUGCAGAAAAAAAACGUUUUGCGGGCGGUUAAUGACACAGUAUGUUAAAACUAAUGAAGUAAAAGAUUUUGAUUUCUGAUGACGACCACAAGAAGUAACAGAUUCUAUGAUUUUGGUGAUAUAAGCUUGCCGUCUGCGAAAGGUUGAAUAUUUUAACACAAUGAAAUAUUGGCACAUCUAGUCUUUAGAAUUUAUUAGAAUGGUAAGUAUCUAAUUCAAGCGAAGAGUAAACAUACAUAACACACAUAUAAAAUUUAUGUAAAUAACAAAUAUAUUUUAAAUUGUAAAUAUGUUUUGAUUAUGUUCUACUGGGCGGCGUGUAACCAUUUUGUUUUAAAAGUUUUAAUUUUAAACAUGGAAUUAAGAUCAUUCAGUGAAUAUAUUUGUAAGCUCCCUCAUUUUGCCAGUAACUAAUUUUCGGAACUUAAAGCACAAAGAUGAAGAAAAAAAAAUUAAUUAAAAUUCGACAAGUGGUAUACUAUAAAUUUAGCUUUUAAUUUAACCGAGAAUCGGUUCAGACACUUUUCUUUUUGGAUAAUGUUCCUAACAAAAUGUAAAAUUUUUAUUCAACAGUGUUAGGAUGUAAGAGUGGCAAGAAAUAGUAAAAACCAAAAUUAACAUGUCAAUAAAAUGUUAUGUUCA